Suncus etruscus (white-toothed pygmy shrew) is the source of this 4144-nucleotide messenger RNA. It is a transcript of the gene ATXN2L, whose product is annotated as ataxin 2 like. The transcript is spliced from 23 exons. Gene Ontology annotation, molecular function: RNA binding. The coding region runs from base 16 to 3387 and encodes 1123 amino acids. NCBI's taxonomy places the organism in Eukaryota, Metazoa, Chordata, Mammalia, Eulipotyphla, Soricidae. The record is from RefSeq and is a predicted model, not a curated record. Gene Ontology annotation, biological process: cytoplasmic stress granule assembly. Gene Ontology annotation, cellular component: cytoplasmic stress granule.
CCGCCGCCGUCCACCAUGCUGAAGCCGCAGCCGCCGCAACAGACGCCCCCGCCGCAGCCGCCGCUCCCCGCGCAGCAGCAACAGGCCGCGGCCCGCCGGCCUCCCGGGGGCAGCAGCCCGCCCAACGGCGGCCUCCCGGGGCCCCUGAUCGCCGGCGCCGCCGCCGCCUCGGCCGCUCCCGGGCCGCCCGCCGCCGUGUCCGCGCCCUGCCUGGGGCCGCCCGCCGCCGCCGCCCUCGCCGCCGCCGCGGCCGGGAGCGGGCUCCGCCGCGGCCCCGACGCGCUCUUGGCGCCGCAGCCGCCGCCGACCGCGCCGACGCCGGCAGCGCCGCAUCCCGAGAGGCCGGGGGCCGCGGCCGUCGGCAGCGCCAGGGGGCAAAGCACUGGAAAGGGUCCCCCACAAUUACCGGUGUUUGACGGUGUCUACAACAAUUCCAGAAUGUUGCAUUUUCUUACAGCUGUAGUGGGCUCUACUUGUGAUGUAAAGGUGAAAAAUGGUACCACGUAUGAAGGUAUCUUCAAAACUCUUAGCUCUAAGUUUGAACUAGCAGUCGAUGCUGUGCACCGGAAAGCAUCUGAGCCAGUGGGUGGCCCUCGUCGAGAAGAUAUUGUAGAUACCAUGAUAUUCAAGCCAAAUGAUGUCAUGCUCGUGCACUUCCGAAAUGUUGAUUUCAAUUAUGCUACUAAAGACAAGUUCACUGAUUCAGCCAUUGCCAUGAAUUCGAAGGUGAAUGGAGAGCAUAAAGAGAAGGUGCUUCAGCGCUGGGAGGGGGGUGACAGCAACAGUGAUGACUACGACCUGGAAUCUGAUAUGUCCAAUGGAUGGGACCCCAAUGAAAUGUUCAAGUUCAAUGAGGAGAACUACGGUGUGAAGACCACUUAUGAUAGCAGUCUCUCUUCUUACACGGUGCCCUUAGAAAAAGACAACUCUGAAGAAUUUCGUCAGCGGGAGCUACGUGCAGCCCAAUUAGCUCGAGAGAUUGAAUCCAGCCCCCAAUAUCGCCUGCGGAUUGCCAUGGAGAAUGACGAUGGGCGCACUGAAGAGGAAAAGCAUAGUGCAGUCCAGCGCCAGGGUUCUGGGCGGGAGAGCCCCAGCUUGGCAUCCAGGGAAGGAAAAUAUAUCCCUCUACCCCAGCGAGUUCGGGAAGGUCCAAGGGGAGGAGUUCGAUGCAGUAGUUCUCGGGGUGGCCGGCCUGGACUUAGCUCCUUGCCACCUCGUGGCCCUCACCAUCUAGACAACAGCAGCCCUGGCCCAGGUUCUGAAACACGCGGUAUUAAUGGAGGCCCUUCCCGCAUGUCUCCUAAGGCACAGCGGCCUCUGAGAGGUGCCAAGACACUGUCUUCACCCAGCAGUAGGCCUUCUGGAGAAGCUUCUGUUCCACCACCUCCUGCAGCUCUCCCUUUUCUUGCAGUGGGCCGGAUGUACCCGCCUCGUUCUCCCAAAUCUGCUGCCCCGGCCCCAAUCUCAGCUUCCUGUCCUGAACCUCCAAUUGGUUCAGCAGUACCAACCUCUUCAGCUUCCAUCCCUGUAACAUCAUCGAUCGUGGAUCCCGGAGUAGGUGCCAUUUCCCCGGCAUCUCCAAAGAUCUCACUGGCCCCCACAGAUGUGAAAGAACUACAAGCCAAGGAAUCUGGUAGAACUCUGGAGUCCCAGGAAUUGUCUCGGAUAGCUGGAAAAGUCCCUGGUAUUCAAAAUGAACAAAAACGCUUUCAGUUGGAAGAGCUGAGAAAGUUUGGGGCUCAGUUUAAGCUUCAAUCCAGUAGUUCCCCUGAGACCAGUUUGGAUCCUUUUCCUCCUCGGAUCUUAAAGGAAGAGAUCAAAGGGAAGGAGAAGGAGGUUGAUGGACUGUUGACUUCAGAACCUAUAGGAUCUCCAGUCUCCUCCAAGACAGACUCUGUAUUGGAUAAGGAGGAUAAACCACCUUUGCCAUCAGCUGGAGGCACUGAGGGGUCAGAACAACCCCCACCACCUUGCCCAAGCCAGACCGGCAGCCCCCCAGUGGGCCUUAUCAAGGGAGAUGACAAGGAUGACGGCCCUGUUGCUGAACAAGUGAAGAAAUCAACAUUGAAUCCUAAUGCCAAGGAGUUUAAUCCUACAAAGCCUCUGCUUUCUGUGAAUAAAUCCACUAGUACCCCAACUUCUCCGGGACCCCGGACUCAUUCAACUCCUUCCAUCCCGGUGCUGACAGCAGGCCAGAGUGGACUGUAUAGCCCCCAGUACAUUUCCUACAUACCUCAGAUCCACAUGGGACCAGCUGUUCAGGCACCACAGAUGUAUCCAUAUCCUGUAUCCAACUCAGUGCCUGGACAGCAGGGCAAGUACCGGGGAGCAAAAGGCUCCCUGCCCCCUCAGCGCUCGGACCAACACCAGCCAGCUUCAGCACCUCCAAUGAUGCAGGCAGCAGCUGCUGCUGGUCCACCUCUGGUGGCUGCCACUCCUUACUCUUCUUACAUCCCUUACAACCCACAGCAGUUCCCAGGCCAGCCAGCCAUGAUGCAGCCUAUGGCCCACUAUCCCUCACAGCCGGUGUUUGCCCCCAUGCUUCAAAGCAAUCCACGCAUGCUGACUUCUGGGAGUCAUCCCCAGGCCAUUGUGUCCUCCUCUACUCCUCAAUACCCUUCUGCAGAGCAGCCCACUCCCCAAGCCCUUUAUGCCACUGUUCACCAGUCCUAUCCACACCAUGCCACACAGCUCCAUGCUCACCAGCCGCAGCCGGCCACCACACCUACUGGGAGCCAGCCACAGUCCCAGCAUGCGGCCCCUAGUCCUGUCCAGCACCAGGCGGGGCAGGCCCCACACCUGGGCAGUGGACAACCACAGCAGAAUCUGUACCACCCAGGGGCCCUGACAGGCACACCGCCUUCUCUGCCACCGGGACCUUCUGCCCAGUCCCCUCAGAGCAGCUUUCCCCAACCAGCCGCUGUGUAUGCCAUCCAUGCUCAUCAGCAGCUGCCCCACGGCUUCACCAAUAUGGCCCAUGUUACCCAGGCCCAUGUCCAAACUGGAAUCACAGCAGCCCCGCCCCCUCACCCUGGGGCUCCCCACCCGCCCCAGGUGAUGCUGCUGCACCCACCCCAGAGCCAUGGGGGCCCCCCCCAAGGCGCGGUGCCCCAGAGUGGGGUGCCUGCACUAUCAGCUUCCACACCCUCACCCUACCCCUACAUCGGACACCCCCAAGGUGAGCAGCCCGGCCAGGCGCCUGGAUUUCCAGGAGGAGCCGAUGACAGGAUUCUAUGUAGGGUGGGCAGAAGCCACAGUCGCCGCCGCCAGGGGCUUGCUCCUGGCUCUGUCCUUUGCUUCCCUCCGUCCUCGCUCAGUUGUGAUCCAGCAGCCCCCCUCCCCACUGCCUCCCCAGCUCUCAGUGACCCCGACUGUCUCCUGACUUAGCCGAGGUAAGGUCAGCGCAGCAGACAGGGCCAGGCUGGGGUGUGGGGGGCUGAGCUGGGCACAUAAGUAAGGGCACUGGCUCACUGGGAAACAGCGAUUGAUCUGUGCUUCUGACAGCCCCCUGAGACACCUUGAAGAGACCGCUCCUGCCCCAACGCCCCGCCCCGCCCCACCCCACUGGACGACUUUGUGUGAAGGGACAGCUGCUUGGGUUCUAAUGCUCCUGCUCUCUUCUCUUUCCCCUCCAACCAGUUCAAUCUCAUCCCUCCCAGCAGCUCCCCUUCCACCCCCCGGGGAACUGAAGAUUGUCCUGGCCGCGACCUGAGACCUCCAUGAGUGGAGGGAAGAGUGAUCUAUGUCUCUUCCCCCAGCAGUUCGGACCAUUCCCAGCCUCCCAAUUCCCCCUUUCCCCAGGGGAGCUGGGGAAUUCUUGUCAAGCACCUUGAAUGGGAGGGGCCUCAAAGUGGGCAGGGCCAGGGUCCAGCGGGGGUAGGGGGGUUCCUUCUCUGCCCCUACCUGUCUCCCCCAUCUUGCCCUCCCAUCCUCAACUAUUUCCCCGCUGGAGACGGAAGAUCUUUUAUUUUCUAUUAUUUAUAACCUCAAACUUGGGCCCCCUGUUCUUUCUUUCCCAUUAACUUGAGUGAUCUGCGUGAGAGACAGACAUGCCCCACAAGGAUGGUUGGACAAGGACUUUUACUUUUUAUUACAUAAAAAUAUUAAAAAAAAAUAAAAAAAAUAAAAUUUUAAACUAACUUAA